GGGUCCACAGUGAUGUACAGUAUUUGGGAUGCUUCGGAUCAGUUCCUAAAUUCCCAGUUGUAUCUCUAAAUGAAGUAUUUUUCGAUAUAGAUUCUUGACUCAUAAAACGUUUUCCGAUCGUCAUCAAGGUGAUUCGGAGACUGGCUGCCUUGUUCGGAGAAUCGGAAAGCGGAGGAUACUCCCACUCUUGUUCUCACUUGUGGGAAGAGGAGAAAAAACUACUCCGCAAAUAUUCUAUAAUACGUUGAAGCCAUCACCUCGAUUUCUCCUGAUGUUGACAAACAAGUCUACUGAUACUGAAUACGAUUCACAUCCUUUGACCGAGAAUGACGAAGUAAUAUUGAGCUUGGGGAAAUAGAGUCAAGAAUGUUGCGAAAUUUCAAAAUGUAGCAAAUGUGUUAAUUCAUCGUUCAAACAUUAGUAGUGGGACGCAUGACCUUGUAUAAUCAAUGGAACCUUGCUCCAAAAUCAACAAGAUGGCUUCGCUUCUGCUGGUGGCAUAUUUGCUACCAGACGGAGGAGGCGUUUUGUCAUGAAGACUCUUGCUAUGGAUGCAGAUGACGCUCUCAGCCAAGAUGAAAAUUUGGUCACACUGAAAGUGUACAUUCCUGACCUUCUCAUACAAAAAAACUUCCAGUUUCAAAAAGAUGAGUUUAUUUGGGAUAUCAAGGAACAGAUAAUUGAUUCUUUACCUAAGGAACUGAAAGAAAGCUUUAAUUACGGAAUAUUUUGUCCUCCUAUUAAUGGCAAAGCUGGGAAAUUCCUCGAUGAACAAAGGCCGUUAGCUGAUUAUCCAUUUCAUUCUUCUGUUGGUUAUGUCGAGUUAAGGUACAAACGCCGUGUAUACAAAAUGAUGAACGUAGAAGAAAAGCAAAUAAAACAACUGCACACAAGGGCCAAUCUUCGGAGAAUGAUAGACCAUGUAAAUAGUGGUCAAGUAGAAAAGAUAACAAAGAUGUGUGCUAGAGGGAUGGAUCCUAAUUUUCACUGUCCAGAAACUGGAGAAUCGCCAUUAACAUUAGCUACUGGACUGAAGCAACCAGCUAAAGUUAUAAUGGCAUUAAUUAAUGGCGGAGCUUUACUAGAUUUUCGGACUAAAGACGGACUGACAGCUCUUCAUAAAGCAGUUGAAAAGAACAACUUGGAAGCACUGAAGACACUUCUCGAUCUUGGUGCUUCUCCUAAUUACAAGGAUAGCAAAGGCUUAACACCAUUAUACUAUACAUUGCUACAUGCUAGUGACCAUCAGCUGACAGAAAUUCUUCUGCAUGAUCAUGCUUUUAUUGGAACCUGUGAUCCACAAGGUUGGCAAGAAGUACACCAGGCUUGCAAGCAUGGGCUGGUUCAGCAUCUUGAGCAUUUGUUAUUUUAUGGAGCUGAUAUGAACGCACGCAAUGCGAGUGGAAAUACACCUUUACACGUUUGUGCUGUGAAUGACCAAGAAAGUUGUGCUAGGGUACUUCUUUUUAGAGGAGCUGAUAAAAAUGCAUUGAAUUUUGCAAAUCAAAACCCUUAUCAAGUUGCUGUAAUUGCCGGAAACUUAACUCUUGGUGAACUUAUUCGAAACCACAACCCGGAAGAUGUUGUGCCAUAUCGUGAAAUGCCAAGAUAUAACCCAAGAAGACGAGCUAGUAUUGCUCCAGUACCUACACUUAGUCGUACGCAUAGUGACCCACGCCUAGAUUUAAACCUAGGAAUGAAGCCUCCUUCACCAUGUCCAUCAAACUGUUCAUUACCGCCUUUCUCUUCUAUCUCGUGUAUUUCCGACGCUUCCACCGGUUCAUCCUCUACGUGCACACAGCCUAGUGGAGAAGAUAGUGAAGACACUGCUUCUGGAAGUGUAGUGACAGAAAAAAGUGUAACUAGUGAUUCUUCGGGAGUAUGUACUAGUAACAGUGCUGCUAGUUAUGAAUCAGGUCCAGAGCAUCAUGUCUUUUAUGAUUCAUUCCUACCGGGAAGCAAAUGUGUUUGUGUUUCUAGUUACAGUUCAGGAGCUCCUGGCCAUCUACAAUUGUCUUAUGGUGACACAGUGGAAAUCAUUAAUGAAGCAGAAGACGGCUUAUUAUUGGGUAAGCUGCCCUCUGGUCAGGUUGGUUAUUUUCCUGUAUCAUGCGUGCAAGAAGUGAACUCACGCGUGGAUAACUUGCAGUCUGUGGGAUACCCAAGAGUCGAAGGAAGAAGAGAGAGAUGUGCUAAACGAGUCAGUACCAUCCCAAGAAGGUGGAAAGCGUUUGGAGAGCCCAGGACCGUAAUCCUACAUAGAGGCAAGAAAGGUUUUGGAUUUGUAUUACGUGGAGCAAAAGCUUCCAGUCCUUUGAUGGAAAAGGAAGCAAAUGUAUCUUGGCCUAGUCAAUAUUUGGAAGAUGUAAACAAAGGUGGUGUUGCUGAUCUUGCUGGAUUAAAAAAAGGAGACUAUUUAUUAGAGAUUAAUGGUCAAGAUGUUUCUCAAGCAUCACAUGAACAUGUUGUUUCAAUAAUUCAGCAAUCUGGAAACUUGGUUGCAAUGACAGUUGUAACAUUGAAAAGCCCACCUGUUGCUUCAUCUGUUGAAAAUGUUCCUUUGCCAUAUCGCCAAUGUGCUACACUUCCUAGAAAACUCGCUGGUAAGAAAGCUCCUACUCCACCUAAGAGGGAUCCAAAAACUACUCUGUCAGUUGGACGAGUAAGAGCAAGAUCCAUGGUUGCAGGGCUUGCUGAAAUAGAAUCUCUUGAUCGAACUUUGAAUGAGUAUGACUCCGAAGGUAGGUCUACCAAAAGCAGUUCUGUUGAAAGCAUUCCAAAUAAAGCAGCAAUGAAAGCUGCUAAUUCCCAUUUGACUAAAACUGCUUCAAUCAAAGCUCGACCAAGUUCUCAGAGAGUAUCAGCAGCUGAAUUAGAACAGUUUUUUGCAAGACAAGGAUCUAAAAGGCAUCUUCGAAGCCACACUUUAAAUACUAGAUCAAGAGCUGAUAGCCGUCCUCCAAAGGUAUAUGGAAGUGUUGCUGAAAUGAAACGUUCAAGGGCAUCAAGAUCGAAAUUAACUGAGGCUACAUUAAAAGUUCACAAAGAUUUUUCUAGUACUCCAGAUCUUAAAGCAGUAAAUCUGACAACGUUUUCAAAUAGCUCUAUAGCUAGAAAGAAGAGCCUUAGUCAAGAGGAUCUGCAAAAUGUACGAGGCAAUCGUCAUUCUUGGGCUUGUACUCCUAAUGGUUAUAAUAGCUAUCUUGGCUUGUGUGAUAAUGAAGAAUGUAGUUUAAAUUAUAAUGAUGCAUGGAAAUCUAUUGAAGACGUGUAUGAUAGUACAAUCCCAGUUGAACAAAGGGAUGUCAAUUCAGAUAUAUAUGCACAGACAUUACCAAUAACUAAAAAAGAUAAAUCUUUUAGAGCCAGUUGCCCUCCUCCUUCUCAUCCUCCACCACCUCCACCUAUUGGGCAAGUAAUUAAAGUAGACGUUUCUAAAGCUUUAGGUGAAUAUGCCAAUGUAAAUAUGACAGACGAGGAUGGUAACUCACAAAUCAUGUCAAGUUUCCGUCCAGGAGACAGUGCCAAACUAUAUGCAUCCCCUGAAGUAGUAAUGAGUGUUGGCUACAAGUCUGAGCCUGUAUCUGUUGCUAAAGAUGCUGUGCAUCCUAGAAGAUCAGGUGGGGGAUCUAGUCUUAGAUCUCAGUCUCUUCCACCCAAAAUUCCUGUAAAUAAGUCUGAUAAAGGAAGCACUACAUCUUCUGAAGCAGAAAACAGCGGUGACUCUGGGGGACUUUAUUCUACAUUUAAAAAGACUAACCGUCAGAGAGAUUCUAUGUCUACAGAUAGUGGUCAUGUCUCAGACAGAGGAGCAUUGUGGUCUAUUAAAGGGAAGUCUGCAGUAACUAGUGCCUAUUCUUCGAAAUUUGAUUUCGAAGAUUCCGAUGCUGGCAGUCCUCAGAAUUAUCCUACAGUUAAAACUCCAAACCAUGAGCCUUUUAUUCCAGAACCAGACUAUGAAAGUAGUGAGGAUGAUUUUAUGCCUAUAUCUGUGGAUAAAGGUGGGAGUUUAUCGACUUUCGGAAAAGGUGACUCCGGAGUGCACGAAGAGAAAGUUCCUAAUCAGUCAGACUUUCCUGACAACCAACAAAUGCAGAUUGAUAAUUCUGCACAAUUUAGUCCUCAUACAGAAGCCAAACGAGCCAUACAAGAAGCCAGGGAUCGUCUAAGAUUUUCUCAAAAACCUUUAGACAAGAAUGCUACUGUUGUUUUUAUUAGCGGUAAAAUAACUGAACAUAAAGUGGAAAAAAGCGAAAUACAACUCCAUAGAACCGAAGAAGGAAGACUAACUGGCACCGUUGUCAUAUCAACUACAAAUGAACCUCAAGAAUCGCAUUAUUUAUCGUCUUCUAUUCUUAAGACUUAUGAAAAUGAAAAAUGUACUGCUCUUCGUUAUCCCAGUAGAGAUGCUCCUGCAUCUGAAUAUGCGAAGUAUCGGCAACAAAUUUUGAGUGGUAUGAAUCAACCUGUCGAUUCUGAGAGUAACCUUCCUCCUCCUCCAGUUAUUGAGGUUGUUGAAAGUGAUUCAGUAAUAAAGCAAAGUGACGGAGCACAGGUUGAAUGUAAGAAAGAUUUCAAACCUAUUGAUGGAUUAAAAAUCACAUUAACAGGAUCUCAGAAAAGUCCUGAUAAUAAAGGGGAUAUUGAAAAAGAACAGGGAGAAUGUCCUUACCUUCCUGUUAAGGGAUUGCCUAAUGAUAUAGCAGAAAACAGCUCAAGUGGCGUAUCAUCGGAUAUAGAUACACAAAGUGAUCAAAUUGGAGUCAUGUCUAGUUCUACUGAAGAUGAUAGCAAAGCUGAAACUGUUGUGCAGUUAUCGGAAUCUGGUCAUUUACGUGAAAGUCAGAAUAUUAACCAAAGUAAAAGUGAUAAACCUGCUGAACAUAUUCCUGCUACUAAAACUGAAAAACCACCCGAUAUUCCUUCACAGUAUGAAACUGCUUCUAAAAAAACUGCAAAAGAGAUUGCUAUGUCAUUAGCUAGUGAAUUACAGGGUCUUCGGCACAGUAACAUAGAGAGUAAACCGAAGUCUCAGUUGGAUAUUAUUUUUAGGGAACCUUCUGGUAGUGUGAUAAAAAGUGCUCAAACAAAAGACCGAAAACAUUCAGGAGUCUCUCCUCGAAGGGAAAAGAAACAUGAAUCGGAAGCAAUUAAAGCAAAAACUGCGACAGAAAGCAGUUUAGAAGAAAGUUUGGAAGUCCUAAGGUUGCAAGUGAAUUCUCUUGGUCUUGCAGCAGUGAACGAAGUUGAUGUAUUCACUGAAUUAGUUCCUCCUCCACCAGAAUUUGCUGCUGCUGCUGCUAUUGCUUCAGAAAAUACUUCUAAAAAAGAAACGUAUUCGUCUUCAGAAAUAGCAAUUGCUCCUCCUCCCGAAUUUUCUGACAAUUCACCACAGUUAAGAAACAAAACUUCAUCUCAUAGAACAGCCUCAAACGUUCAUCAAAGAAAAAAUUAUCCAUUGAGUUGCCAUUUAAAUGCAUCUCCCAACUCAGUUGAUUUAAACUUUUUGACGUCUCUGAGAAGUAAAUCACCGAACAUUCUGCAUAUGGUCCGGAAAGAUAAAAAGUCUUGUUUAGGAAGUGGUAGUGGUAGCGUUAAUGUACAUUUACCUUGCACAAGUGGCCUCAGGCAUUUACCUUCAUUCAACCCUUCAGAGCAUUCUCUGAUUCAUGAAAGUGCUACUAAUGACUUAUCUCGCUUGAAAUCUGUACAAAAAGAGUUUCGUUUCAAGUUAUUACAGGAGUGGACAUCAAAUGAUAUAGCAGAUUGGCUUGACAGCUUGUUUCUUCCUGAAUACAAACAGCGGUUUUCGGAAGCUGGGAUAACUGGAGCUAAAUUAGCUAACAUGGACAGUAAUGACUUAAUGGGAUUAGGUGUUAAGCAGAUGGGACAUAGACUGAACAUGGAACGAUCACUAAAAAGAUACUUGAAAUGAACAGAUUAUUUAGUGUACAAAAAACCGUUCUAGUUUCUGCAUUAGCUGGUUUCUGCUCCCAAAAAUCAAAUGAAUAAGAUAUAAAAUAGUUUUGUGAUCAUUAAAUUCUAUAUAUUUAUAUGUAUAUGGAAUUAGUUUAGUGAUUAAUUCUAUAUACAUAUAUGAAUUAUUAUACUUAUCUCAAUAAUUCUAUUCUUCCCAGCAGCUGAUAAAUAUUAAGAUCCAUUUUGUAUUCUCCUUGGAGCAAAUAUGUAGUUGCAUGUAUUGUAAAAACAUUUUAAACUAGAAUAAUAUUUCUUUUAAGCAGACCAGUCUGAACAAAAUUAGGCAGGGAGUUGUUCAUAAGUGCUAUAUUUAUUGACCAGUCAUUUCUGAAAGGGCCGGAAAGUGGCAAUUAUAUAAAGUAUAUUAUUUUCAACGUUGUGAUUACAUGUUGUAGUAAAAUAUUUAGAGCAUUUUGCCCUUUUAAAAGUGAUUCUGUAGAGAAAAUAUUAUUGAUAAAUUCUAAUGUUGCCAGCUGCAUAUUUUAAUUUGUAUAAAGUAUUUAUUAUUCUGA
Molecule: messenger RNA, 6491 nt
Organism: Argiope bruennichi
Lineage: Eukaryota; Metazoa; Arthropoda; Arachnida; Araneae; Araneidae
Product: SH3 and multiple ankyrin repeat domains protein 2-like
Exons: 18
Coding region: 533-5935 (1800 amino acids)
Cellular component (GO): postsynaptic density; dendritic spine; postsynaptic membrane
Molecular function (GO): synaptic receptor adaptor activity; ionotropic glutamate receptor binding
Source: RefSeq, a predicted model, not a curated record